AUGAUUCAACACGGGAAAAGGCGCAGACUUUGGUAUAACAAUAAUCCAACUUUGCCGGAUUUUUGUAAGAGUCCAAUCACCAGUAUAAAAGAGAACGAAGCCUGGCUGAAGUUUUAUGACUUUGAUGCACCAAUCAUCUGCCUUAGUGUCUUCUAUUCCACUGAUCCGGGUCUUGACCUACGUAUAGAGCACACACAUUGUUUCAGUCACCAUGGCGUAGGCGGACAUUAUCACCACGACACCACACCAGAUGAUGUUGUCUACAGGGGUUAUUUCAUUCCAGCUGAGAGUGUUUAUCGAGUGGAUAGACCCGAGGAGCAGUGGAUACCUACAGAUAAAUAAAUAUCUCUUCGGUAAUAGCUUAACAGCUAUCCUUCACCAAUCUUGAACUCUUGGUGGCAGCAGACACUAUGGUGGUACCUGGAAAAUUUCCUAACCAGCAUUCUUUUGUACAAGUGAUUUGCAAAGCUAAAA
This is a messenger RNA of Asterias rubens (European starfish), 474 nucleotides long. RefSeq names its product ester hydrolase C11orf54 homolog. The record is from RefSeq and is a predicted model, not a curated record. Gene Ontology annotation, molecular function: zinc ion binding; hydrolase activity, acting on ester bonds. Gene Ontology annotation, cellular component: nucleus. The transcript is spliced from 3 exons. The coding region runs from base 1 to 342 and encodes 113 amino acids. Lineage: Eukaryota; Metazoa; Echinodermata; Asteroidea; Forcipulatida; Asteriidae.